AUGAAUCUCCUUCUUUCCGACGACUAUCUCCUCCAGGAUUAUCCUGAGAGCAUGACCAGCACGAUCCGAUCCGGCCAUGCGACGAUGCUGAGAUUUAACCGCAAGGGCGACUACCUUGCCUCCGGCCGGGUGGAUGGAACCGUCGUUGUUUGGGAUCUGGAGACAAUGGGCGUUGCUCUGAAGAUGAGGGGGCACAACAAGAGUAUCACAUUCCUGAGCUGGUCAAAGUGUGGGCGGUAUCUACUCUCGACAUGCCAAGGCUGGAAGGCCAUCCUCUGGGACCUGGAGACUGGGCAUCGACAUCGUGAAGUGCGGUUUCGGGCUCCAGCUUACAUGGCAGAGCUUCAUCCCGAGAAUCAUAAUCUUUUCGUCGCGUCUCUAUUCGAAGAGCAGCCACUCCUAGUCGACAUCUCCGAACCAGUAGACGUCAAGCGCGUUCUACCGUCAGCGCCGAGGCGGUCGAACGCCGACAGCGAUAUUGCUCUCAAAGAGAAACAAGCAAAAGAAGAUGCAAAGCAGAUGACGACGUCUGCGAUUUGGACAGCGACCGGUGACCACAUAAUAGCAGGCACGAGUAAAGGCAAAUUGAAUAUUAUCGAUACCAAAACACUCGAAAUCAUAUACACAGAAAAAAUAUGCACAGGUGUUAUCACCACCAUGCGAAUAACAGGCUCUGGCCGAGAUCUCUUGGUAAAUUCACAAGAUCGAAUCAUCCGGACGUUUCGAAUACCAAAUCUUUCCGUGGAAGAUCUCGACCCGGAUACAAUACAGUUGCCACUCGAGCAUAAAUUCCAAGAUGUUGUUAACAAACUGUCCUGGAACCAUGUUACGUUUAGCGCAACGGGCGAGUACGUGGCCGCGUCUACGUAUAACAACCACGAACUCUACGUUUGGGAGAGGAAUCACGGCAGUUUAGUCUGCAUGCUGAAAGACCCCAAGGAGGAGCAGGGCGUCAUUGAGUGGCACCCUUCUCGUCCGCUCCUGGCGGCAUGUGGAUUGGAGACUGGCCGGAUAUACGUAUGGUCCGUCAUCAGCCCUCAAAAAUGGUCAGCGCUGGCGCCAGACUUUGCUGAGGUGGAAGAAAACGUGGAAUACAUGGAGAGAGAGGACGAGUUUGACAUAUAUGCGCAAGAAGAGAUUCACAGGAGGCGGCUUGACGCCGAGGACGAGGACGUGGAUGUGCUGUCGGCUGAUCACGCAAAAGAGGGGGAUGAUCUGGAGAAUUUUCGCAUGCCCAUCUUAUUUAACCUUGGCGAAAGUGAUAGUGAAGAUGAGUUCGUUGCGGUUUCGACCGGAACCAUGCGCCGAAGGAGUCCGGGAGAAAGCCAGGCUGAUUUAAGCGCUGGAGCUGAACCAGCUGCCCCUGUGCGCAAGAAGGGAGGGGCUGGGGCGAGGGGAGGAAGAAAUAAAAAGAAAUGA
Messenger RNA from Trichoderma aggressivum f. europaeum, 1419 nucleotides. RefSeq lists its product as uncharacterized. Gene Ontology annotation, molecular function: protein binding. Gene Ontology annotation, cellular component: Set1C/COMPASS complex. The record is from RefSeq and is a predicted model, not a curated record. The transcript is spliced from 2 exons. Bases 1 to 1419 code for a protein of 472 amino acids. NCBI's taxonomy places the organism in Eukaryota, Fungi, Ascomycota, Sordariomycetes, Hypocreales, Hypocreaceae.